AUGUCCCACGGCAGACAGACCGUGCGUCACUGGAUGGAUACUAGCCUACCCCGACACUGAUGAAAGUUGGCUGGUGAAAAGGGCAUUCGUCAAUCUAUCGUUGACUCAUGACGCUCAUUUCUGUUCUUUUUUUUUUUUUUUUCCACAGAUGAACAAAUCAACCUUCACGAAGAUCGAGGAGAGCAGAACCGAGAAAAAGAACGCGCCAUCAGACGGGCGGGCAGCGAUUGUCUUCUCACUCAAGAAUGAAGUUGGAGGGCUCGUGAAGGCGCUGAAACUUUUCCAGGUAAGUCUAAUGUGCACUUGUGCCAAAAUGUGCAUUUGCAUGAGUUCUGUAACCUAUCUUGUUUGUGACAACAAUGUUAUUUAAUCCCUUUAAUCCUUUUGAUCUCACCUGAUUUAAAAAUCCUAUUAUAAUUGGUCUACUUAGGCCAGUGGGUUCAAUGGGAUUAUCAAUGCAGGCCUCCACUGUUUUGCAUCAUAUGUUUUCCAUAAACAUUACUGAAAUAUACACUACCGGUCAAGAGUUUUAGAACACCUACUCAUUCAAGGGUUUUUCUUUAUUUGUACUAUUUUCUACAUUGUAGAUUAAUAGUGAAGACAUCAAAACUAUGAAAUAACACACAUGGAAUCAUGUAGUAACCAAAAAAGUGUUAAACAAAUCAAAAUAUAUUUUAUAUUUGAGUUUCUUCAAAUAGCCACCCUUUGCCUUGAUGACAGCUUUGCACACUCUUGGCAUUCUCUUAACCAGCUUCACCUGGAAUACUUUUCCAACAGUCUUGAAGGAGUUCCCACAUAUGCUGAGCACUUGUUGGCUGCUUUUCCUUCACACUGCGGUCCGACUCAUCCCAAACCAUCUCAAUUUGGUUGAGGUCGGGAGAUUGUGGAGGCCAGGUCAUCUGAUGCAGCACUCCAUUUCUCUCCUUCUUGGUAAAAUAGGUCAUUGUCCUGUUUAAAAACAAAUGAUAGUCCCACUAAGCCCAAACCAGAUGGGAUGGCGUUUCGCUGCAGAAUGCUGUGGUAGCCAUGCUGGUUAAGUGUGCCUUGAAUUCUAAUUAAACCACAGACAGUGUCAUCAGAAAAGCACCCCCACACCAUAACACCUCCUCCUCCAUGCUUUACGGUGGGAAAUACACAUGCGGAGAUCAUCUGUUCACCCACACCGCGUCUCACAAAGACACGGCGGUUGGAACCAAAAAUCUCCAAUUUGGACUCCAGACCAAAGGACACAUUUCCACCGGUCUAAUGUCCAUUGCUCGUGUUUCUUGGCCCAAGCAGGUGUCUUUUUCUUAUUGGUGUCCUUUAGUAGUGGUUUCUUUGCAGCAAUUCGACCAUGAAGGCCUGACUCAUACAGUCUCCUCUGAACAGUUGUUGAGAUGUGUCUGUUACUUGAACUCUGUGAAGCAUUUAUUUGGGCUGCAAUUUCUGAGGCUGGUAACUCUAAUUAACUUAUCCUCUGUAGCAGAGGUAACUCUGGGUCUUCCAUUCCUGUGGCGGUCCUCAUGAGAGCCAGUUUCAUCAUAGCGCUUGAUGGUUUUUGCGACUGCACUUGAAGAAACUUUCAAAGUUCUUGAAGUGUUCUGUAUUGACUGACCUUCAUGUCUUAAAGUAAUGAUGGACGGUCAUUUCUCUUUGCUUAUUUGAGCUGUUCUUGCCAUAAUAUGGACUUGGUCUUUCACCAAAUAGGGCUAUCUUCUGUAUACCCCCCCCCCCCCCCCACACCUUGUCACAACACAAAAAGGAAAUAAAUUCCACAAAUUAGCUGUCAUCAAGGCAAAGGGUGGCUAUUUGAAGAAUCUCAAAUAUAAAAUAUAUUUUGUUUCGUUUAACACUAUUUUGGUUACAACAGGAUUCCAUAUGUGUUAUUUCAUUGUUUUGAUGUCUUCACUAUUAUUCAACAAUGUAGAAAAUAGUAAAAAUAAAGAACAACCCUUGAAUGAGUAGGUGUUCUAAAACGUUUGACCGGUAGUGUAAAUUAUAAAUGUAGCAGCAGAUUAUAGAUUAAGCGAAUUAUAUUAUAGAUGUAACCAAAAAAACAACUAUUUUUUAUAUGCCAUUCCUUACAGGAAAACCACGUCAACCUUGUCCACAUAGAAUCCAGAAAAUCGAAAAGGCGUAACUCUGAAUUCGAGAUCUUCGUGGACUGUGACAGCGAUCACGAGCAGCUCAACGAGAUCAUUCAGCUGCUACGUAAGCACGUGAACAUAGUGGAUAUGGACCAACCUGACAACUCCUGUUUACCUGAAGAAGGUAUUCCACAGUAGACAAAAUGGUUGAUUAUUGAUUAUUGAUUUCUACGUUUUGUUAGAGUAUAUUCUACCACAGUAUAUUGAGUAAAGUUUAUAUUGCGCAGUAUGCACGCUUAUAUAUAUAUUAUAUAUAAUAUUAUAUAUAAUAUUAUUAAUAUAUUAUAUAUAUUUAAAGUAUACACACUUAGGCCCACAGAGUAUAUUACAAUCUUUACAAUCACAUGAUGGACCUAAUUAAGUGAAAACUAAUUAUUUAUAUUUCAGAUAUAGAAAAUGCCCCCUGGUUCCCCAAGAAGAUCUCAGAUCUGGACAAGUGUGCCAACCGUGUUCUAAUGUACGGAUCAGACCUGGACGCCGACCAUCCGGUAUGUACUAUAAUUAUAACAUAGAAACUAGGCAUUACUUUAUAAUGUUUAUGUAUUACUUUAUCUUGUUAUAACAAUGUUAUAUCUCCCUCUUAUCACAGGGGUUCAAGGACAACGUCUACAGAAGAAGGAGAAAGCAUUUUGCUGAUCUCGCCAUGAACUACAGAUAGUAAGUACAUUAUGGUUGAACUAACAUAUUUUCCAGGAAAAAAGGUAAUUUUAAUCGAAGAAUAUAUCCCAUAUCAAGUUUCCUCCUAUUCUAUUAUACUGUACUCUACUAUAUUCUACUGUACUCUACUCUACUAUAUUCUACUGUACUCUACUGUACUAUAUUCUACUGUACUGUACUCUACUAUGUUCUACUGUACUCUACUGUAUUCUAUUUUACUGUGCUGUACUGUACUCUACUCCACUCUACUAUAUUCUACUGUACUCUACUAUAUUCUACUGUACUCAUAUUAUACUGUACUGUACUCUACUGAAUUCUACUGUACUCUACUGUAUUAUAUUCUACUGUACUCUACUCCACUCUACUAUAUUCUACUGUACUCUACUCUAUUCUACUUCACUCUACUCUACUAUAUUCUACUGUACUCUACUCUAUUCUACUGUACUCUACUGUACUAUAUUCUACUGUACUCUACUCUGUUCUAUUAUACGCUACUGUACUGUACUCUACUAUAUUAUAUUCUACUGUACUCUACUAUAUUCUACUGUACUCUACUCUACUCUAUUAUACUGUACUCUACUGUACUCGAUUCAACUGUACUAUAUUCUACUGUACUCUACUAUAUUAUACUGUACUCUAUUCUACUGUACUCUACUCUAUUCUACUGUACUCUACUAUAUUCUAUUAACAGCCAUUGUCUUGUCCUUAUCUACCAGUGGGGACCCUAUCCCUCGUAUAGAGUUUACAGAGGAGGAGUUGGCAACGUGGGGGGUGGUGUACCGGGAGCUCAACAAGCUGUACCCCACCCACGCCUGUAGAGAGUACCUGAAGAACCUGCCCCUACUGGCCAAACACUGUGAAUGUAGAGAGGAUAACAUACCACAGCUAGAGGACGUAUCACGCUUCCUUAGAGGUGAGAUGGGAGGAGGUGCGGGUUGUGUGUGUCUGGGAGUCGUUUGGGAGUCGUUUGGGAGUCGUUUGGGAGUCGUUUGUGUAUAUACUGUGUGUGUGUGUGUGUGUGUGUGUGUGAGAGACAGAGACGGAGAGACAGAGAGACAGAGACAUACAGACAGAGAGACAGAGACGGAGAGACAUACAGACAGAGACAUACAGACAGAGACAUACAGACAGAGAGACAUACAGACAGAGACAGAGAGACAGACAGACAAGAGACAUACAGACAGAGACAGAGAGACAGAGACAUACAGACAGAGAGACAGAGACGGAGAGACGGAGACACAUACAGACAGAGACAUACAGACAGAGAGACAUACAGACAGAGAGACAGAGAGACAGACAUACAGACAGAGACAUACAGACAGAGAGACAUACAGACAGAGAGACAGAGAGACAGACAGACAGACAGAGACAUACAGACAGAGACAGAGACAUACAGACAGAGACAGAGAGACAGAGACAUACAGACAGAGAGACAGAGACGGAGAGACAUACAGACAGAGAGACAUACAGACAGAGAUAGAGAGACAGACAGACAUACAGACAGACAGACAGACAGACAGAGACAUACAGACAGAGACAUACAGAGAGACAGACAUACAGAGAGACAGAGACAGAGAGACAGUGAGACAGAGACAGAGAGACAGAGACAUACAGACAGAGACAUGCAGACAGAGACAGAGAGACAGAGACAGAGAGACAGAGAGACAGUGAGACAGUGAGACAGUGAGACAGAGACAGAGAGACAUACAGACAGAGUGAGAGAGUGUUGGAUACUAGAUAAAAAAUACUUUAUCAAAUCAAAUGUAUUGGUCACAUACACAUGGUUAGCAGAUGUUAUUGUGAGUGUAGCGAAAUGCUUGUGCUUCUAGUUCCGACAGUGCAGCAAUAUCUAGCAAGUAAUAUCUAACAGUUCCACAACAAAUAUCUAAUACACACAAAUCUAACUAAAGGAAUGGAAUAAGAAUAUAUAAAUAUAUGGAUGAGCAAUGUCAUUAUCAGAGUGGCAUAGGCUAAGAUGCAAUAGAUAGUAUAGAAUACAGUAGAUACAUAUGAGAUGGGUAAUGCAAGAUAUUUAAACAUUAAGAUAGUAUAGAAUACAGUAUAUACAUAUGAGAUGGGGAAUGCAAGAUAUGUAAACAUUAUUUAAUGGUAAAAUAAAUGUAACCAAUAUUUAACCAAUAUUUAUAUCAUAUUUUGUAAGAUUGAUCAGGAACAUCUCUCUGUUGCUGACAUGUUGCACACAGUUUGGGUCCAGUAUGUGACAUUUUCUUGAAUCCUAUAAUUUUUCAGAGCGGACAGGCUUCACCAUCCGGCCUGUGGCAGGUUACCUCUCCCCCAGAGACUUCCUGGCUGGUCUGGCCUUCCGCGUGUUCCACUGUACCCAGUACGUCCGACACAGCUCCGACCCCCUCUACACACCAGAGCCGUAAGUACCCCCAUACCACAUUUAUUUUACCUUUAUUUUAGCAGGGAGUCCCAUUGAGACCAAGGUCUCUAUUACAAAGGAGUCCUGCACUAAGGGCCCUUAACCAACAUUCUGAAUGACCUGAAACACAACCACAUUCCUCAGUAAAGGGUCCUUAACCAACAUUCUGAAUGACCUGAAACACAACCACAUUCCUCAGUAAAGGGUCCUUAACCAACAUUCUGAAUGACCUGAAACACAACCACAUUCCUCAGUAAAGGGCCCUUAACCAACAUUCUGAAUGACCUGAAACACAACCACAUUCCUCAGUAAAGGGUCCUUAACCAACAUUCUGAAUGACCUGAAACACAACCACAUUCCUCAGUAAAGGGCCCUUAACCAACAUUCUGAAUGACCUGAAACACAACCACAUUCCUCAGUAAAGGGUCCUUAACCAACAUUCUGAAUGACCUGAAAUACAACCACAUUCCUCAGUAAAGGGUCCUUAACCAACAUUCUGAAUGACCUGAAACACAACCACAUUCCUCAGUAAAGGGUCCUUAACCAACAUUCUGAAUGACCUGAAACACAACCACAUUCCUCAGUAAAGGGUCCUUAACCAACAUUCUGAAUGACCUGAAACACAACCACAUUCCUCAGUAAAGGGUCCUUAACCAACAUUCUGAAUGACCUGAAACACAACCACAUUCCUCAGUAAAGGGCUCUUAACCAACAUUCUGAAUUACCUGAAAGACUCCGGCCAACUGUAGGGUAUAAUCUCAUAAGCCUGAACCAAAUCUCGUCAUGAGCUACAGUGAGGGAAAAAAGUAUUUGAUCCCCUGCUGAUUUUGUACGUUUGCCCACUGACAAAGAAAUGAUCAGUCUAUAAUUUUAAUGGUAGGUUUAUUUUAACAGUGAGAGACAGAAUAACAACAACAAAAAUCAAGAAAAACUCAUGUCAAAAAUGUUAUAAAUUGAUUUGCAUUUUAAUGAGGGAAAUAAGUAUUUGACCCCUCUGCAAAACAUGACUUAGUACUUGGUGGCAAAACCCUUGUUGGCAAUCACAGAGGUCAGACGUUUCUUGUAGUUGGCCACCAGGUUUGCACACAUCUCAGGAGGGAUUUUGUUCCACUCCUCUUUGCAGAUCUUCUCCAAGUCAUUAAGGUUUCGAGGCUGACGUUUGGCAACUCGAACCUUCAGCUCCCUCCACAGAUUUUCUAUGGGAUUAAGGUCUGGAGACUGGCUAGGCCACUCCAGGACCUUAAUGUGCUUCUUCUUGAGCCACUCCUUUGUUGCCUUGGCUGUGUGUUUUGGGUCAUUGUCAUGCUGGAAUACCCAACCACGACCCAUUUUCAAUGCCCUAGCUGAGGGAAGGAGGUUCUCACCCAAGACUUGACGGUACAUGGCCCCGUCCAUCGUCCCUUUGAUGCGGUGAAGUUGUCCUGUCCCCUUAGCAGAAAUACACCCCCAAAGCAUAAUGUUUCCACCUCCAUGUUUGACGGUGGGGAUGGUGAUCUUGGGGUCAUAGGCAGCAUUCCUCCUCCUCCAAACACGGCGAGUUGAGUUGAUGCCAAAGAGCUCAAUUUUGGUCUCAUCUGACCACAACACUUUCACCCAGUUCUCCUCUGAAUCAUUCAGAUGUUCAUUGGCAAACUUCAGACGGGCAUGUAUAUGUGCUUUCUUGAGCAGGGGGACCUUGCGGGCGCUGCAGGAUUUCAGUCCUUCACGGCGUAGUGUGUUACCAAUUGUUUUCUUGGUGACUAUGGUCCCAGCUACCUUGAGAUCAUUGACAAGAUCCUCCCGUGUAGUUCUGGGCUGAUUCCUCACCGUUCUCAUGAUCAUUGCAACUCCACGAGGUGAGAUUUUGCAUGGAGCCCCAGGCCGAAGGAGUUUGACAGUUCUUUUGUGUUUCUUCCAUUUGCAAAUAAUCGCACCAACUGUUGUCACCUUCUCACCAAGCUGCUUGGCGAUGGUCUUGUAGCCCAUUCCAGCCUUGUGUAGGUCUACAAUCUUGUCCCUGACAUCCUUGGAGACCUCUUUGGUCUUGGCCAUGGUGGAGAGUUUGGAAUCUGAUUGAUUGAUUGCUUCUGUGGACAGGUGUCUUUUAUACAGGUAACAAACUGAGAUUAGGAGCACUCCCUUUAAGAGUGUGCUCCUAAUCUCAGCUCGUUACCUGUAUAAAAGACACCUGGGAGCCAGAAAUCUUUCUGAUUGAGAGGGGGUCAAAUAUUUCCCUCAUUAAAAUGCAAAUCAAUUAAUAACAUUUUUGACAUGCGUUUUUCUGGAUUUUUUUGUUGUUAUUCUGUCUCUCACUGUUCAAAUAAACCUACCAUUAAAAUUAUAGACUGAUCAUGUCUUUGUCAGUGGGCAAACGUACAAAAUCAGCAAUGGAUCAAAUACUUUUUUCCCUCACUGUAGUUAGCUAGCUACUUGAUUUAUUCUGUGUUGUUUAUUUAUGGUUCUGAGAUUACAUACUACAGUGCAUACAUUACAUACUACAUACAUUCAGUGUAUAAGCAAAGUAGAUAAAGGGCUGUAUAACUCAGUGUUUCUUGUUUCCGGUCACACAGAGACACGUGCCAUGAGUUGCUGGGUCACGUCCCGUUGCUGGCUGAGCCCAGCUUCGCCCAGUUCUCCCAGGAGAUAGGCCUGGCUUCCCUCGGAGCUUCAGAUGAAUCCAUACAGACCCUGGCCACCGUGAGUAGUCAUCCUGUACUAACUCUGAACAUAUCAAAUAUACUGUCUAACACUAACAUCCUGAACAUAUCAAAGUUAAUAUGAAAGUGGAAAUCAGUUAAAAAAUUUUCUGACUGGUGCAUGAGAUCAGUUUUAGCGCCAACACUGAACCUUGUAGACUCUGUAACAAAAAGUACCCUGAUCAGUGGUGGAAAAAAGUACCCAAUCGUCAUUCUUGAGUAAAAGUAAAGAUACCUUAAUAGAAAAUGACAUUCAAAAUGUAACAAGUAGUUUUGGGUGUCAGGGAAAAUGUAUGGAGUAAAAAUUGAAAUAGUAAAGUACAGAUACCCCAAUAAAACGACUUAAGUAGUACUUGAAAGUAUUUUUACUUAAGUACUUUACACCACUGAUGUCUUGUAACAUUACUUUUUAUUAUAGAGUAAUGUUUAUAUAUAUAUAUAUUACUAAGAGAUUAACUUAGUCACCAACCCUAAAACCUUGUUAGCCUGGUCCUACAUUUGUUUGUUCUGUCUUGGUGUGACAAUGACCAUCGGAGUCGGCACGACGGCACAAACAGAUCUGGGACCAUGGCAGAACCUAGAGAGGGGAAUGGAUCAGCAGUUCACAUUUCGUUUGGCAUUACUGACUCUUGCAUGCGCUGUUGUGUUCCAGUGUUAUUUCUUCACGGUGGAGUUUGGCCUGUGUAAACAGGAGGGGAAGCUGAGAGCGUACGGAGCAGGCCUUCUGUCUUCCAUCAGUGAACUCAAGGUAUAUAAAUAUUAUUGUAACGAAUUCGGGGGGGGGGGGGGGGGGGGGGGGGGGGGGGGGGUAGCCCCGACCGGGACUCGAACAUGGGUCCAGCAACUGUCAAGCCAACGCCUUUACCGUUACGCCAAGAGGUCCAAAUCUCUUGACAAGGACUAGGUGUUCGCUUAAGGUCGCUACAUUAUAAACAAAAGGUAUUAUAUUAGAAACUAAAGGUAAUAUUAUAUUAGAAACAAAGUUAUUUAGGGGAGAAUGCUGUUUAGUCCAAGAUUAGUCUUAAUCUGGUCCUGGGAAACUGGACCAAAUGUUUUGUUCUUCCUCCCCACAGCAUGCUUUGUCUGGUAACGCCGUCAUCAAGCCUUUUGACCCCAAGGUCACAUGUAAACAGGAGUGCAUCAUCACAACAUUUCAGGACAUCUACUUUGUGUCCGACAGCUUUGAGGAGGCCAAAGUCAAGAUGAGGUGAGAUGACCUUGGGGUCAAAGGGCAUCUGGAAUCUUACUGUAUAGUAACACAUUAUUUAAAUGUAGAUUACCUUCAUAUGGACUUCAUAACACAUUGAUACAUUCGUAUGUACUGCUUAUGAAUGGGUUAUGUAUGGGUCAUGAAUGUGUUAUAAUGUCCUUGUGUAGGUACCCUUCAAAUAAAAGUGUCACUGGAUUGAUACACGCUCUGUUACUGACUGCUAGCAUCACUGUGGUGACGUGUAAAGGCUUUUAGAUGAGCUGUUCUUUACUAUCUCCUUCUACACACACACACACACACACACAGACGCACACGCACACACACACACACACACACACACAGACACACACACACACACACACACACAGACACACACACACACACACACACACAGACACACAGACACACACACACACACACACACACAGACACACACACACACACAGACAGACACACACACACACACAGACACACACACACAGACACACACACGCACACAAACACACACACACACACAUACACACACACACACACACAUUCAGACACACACACAGACACAGUAUCUCUCUCUCUCUCUCUCUCUCUCUCUCUCUCUCUCUCUCUCUCUCUCUCUCUCUCUCUCUCUCUCUCUCUCUCUUACUGCUACCAUUACUUUCAUAGCUUCUAGAUCGUAUCAUCUAGAUAUGCAUAAUAACUCAUUCUUGCCAUCCCUCCAGGGAGUUUGCCAAGACGAUCAAGCGUCCGUUCACGGUGCGCUACAACCCGUAUACUCAGAGUGUGGACGUUCUAAAGGACACUCCCAGUAUCAACAGCGUGGUGGAGGAGCUGAGACAUGAGCUGGACAUUGUGGGCGACGCCCUCAGCCGGCUUAACAAACACCUGGGAGUCUGAGUGACAACCUAAAGCCCUAUGAGUCACAGACUCCCAAAUGGCACCCUAUACCCUGCCUACAGGCCCUGGUCAAAAGUAG
Messenger RNA from Coregonus sp. 'balchen', 10024 nucleotides. NCBI's taxonomy places the organism in Eukaryota, Metazoa, Chordata, Actinopteri, Salmoniformes, Salmonidae. The record is from the annotation of a GenBank genome assembly.